AUGUUUUCGAGUUUCAAACUACAGAAGAAAGGCAAGGAAGAGAGUUUGUAUUGUUACAGGAGCGUCAAAACCAAACCGCCGAAGACACCGACGCUGUCGCGCGUCAAACGGCAUCAAAGGCGUCGUUCAGAACCCGGCAUAGUACCAUCAAUCGUGGGCUUCACAAAAGACUCCGUUGCCCACGAGUCUGAUCGCUUAGCUCCAGGAGACAGAAUUUGCAGUGUUAAUGGAAUUUCCACUGCAAGACUGACAAACGAUGAAGUGCUGCGCUUGUUGGAUAAUGUUGAGGAACGUGCAUCACUUGAAGUAGAAUAUUAUAUGCCCAAUUAUGCCUCCCAGAAUUCACUUUAUAUAACGACGAAGUUAGCUGAAGUUCCGGUAGAGAAAAUAAAUGGCUCAUUAGGUGUAACCAUAAGGGGUGGCCUACCCGAGAACUCGGCGCCGAGCGCAGACUUAGUAUUAAAUAGCCGGUCGUUAGAUGCUCUACCACUAGUUGUAACUCACGUGAGGCCAGGUGGUGCAGCUUACAAUACUUCUAGGAUAAAGCCGGGCGAUAGACUGUUAAAAGUGGACCAUAUAUCAUUAACUAAUAAAACAUUGUCAGAAGUUCAUCAAAUUUUACAAAAUUGUCCACAAGUUACAAGUCUUACAAUAGAAUAUGAUGUAUCAAUAAUGGAAUCUGUGAAAUUGGCCACCGGUCCACUACUAAUAGAAAUAGAAAGACCGUGUAAUGAAGAUUUAGGUUUAUUUUUAAGCAAUCAACGUUACUCGGAUGAUGUUUACAGCUCUGGUUCGGACACAUACCAAAGGGUUGGAACAUGUAAUGCAAUAUAUAUAGAUAGCAUACUACCGGCGAGUAUAAGUGACAGGUGUGGGGCAUUACACCCUGGUGAUCAGUUGCUAGCGUUUGACGAUCACGUAAUAGAUGGAAAUAACUACACUGCAGAAGAAGUCAUGUGUUAUUUAGAAAAUUGUGAGGCUGGAUUCACAAGAUUACACGUUGCGCCCAGGCACGUAUUGGCUCAUGGAGGAAGAUAUACUAGAGAGAAUUCAAUAUCCGGAGCAUCAACACUGAAUACUAAAAAACAUCGUCAAAGAAAUUAUAGGCAAAGUUCAAUGCCAAAAUUAGGCUUACAGGAUGACUAUGACAACCAGCAAAACUACAUGAAUUUAGGAGUUUGUCGCACAGAGUCAUUAAAUAUACAAUUAGAUGUACCGCCUGGACAUAACAGUGGUCUGGCUGUUCAUGAAGAAAAUUCGAUACUAAUUAUAUCUCAUGUUGUACCGCAAUCACCUGCUUAUAGGUCAGGUUGCUUGCAAAUCAGAGACCGUGUAAUGUCAAUCAAUGGUCACGAAAAUCUGACUGCGGACGUAGCAAAUGAAAUUUUACAGCGAAGAAAUGACUCGCAUAACCCUAAAUAUUUAACCUUGAAUGUUGAAUUUAGUAUGCCUAACGUUAUUGAAGCGUCCAGUGGUGUAUUCAGUGUUAAGCUUGCAAAAACAUCCGCAGGACUUGGAGUUACUAUAACUGGUUGCAAACAAAAAUUACUCAGCAACGAGGAGCCGAUGAUGAUUUCAGAUAUUAAACCUGGGUCUGUCGCUCACCGAAGCGGAGCUCUUGCCCCGGGGGACCAACUGCUAGCAAUAAAUGGACAACCGUUGCAUAAUUUAUCACUGGAUACAGCAUUUAAUAUUCUUCAAAAUUCUCCCGAUGAUAUUAUUACAUUGAAAAUAAGAAAACGAGAUCUGACAGAAGAUUGGUGUAAUGUUCACAAGCAUAACGCUAAGUUAACUUUGCAAAGUUUUAGUAACAUAGAAACAAAAGCAGUCAUACACAGUGGUGACGAUUCUGGUCACCACACUGACAGUCCCAAUAACAGUGCUAAAGAUAGUGAGAGAAGCCAAGGCAGUGACAAUGCAAAUGCAGCAGUGUUUAUCGUUGAGCUGAUAAGACAGGAAAAUGGCCCAUUGGGUUUGACAAUUGCUGGUAGUGAGGAUGUAACGCAACCUAUUUUACUUAGUGGACUUGUAGAAGGUGGUCUAGCAGAAAUGUGUGGUAAAUUGGCAAUAGGUGAUGAAUUAUUAAGCAUAAAUGGUGAGAGUGUACUUAACAAACCGUUAUCGGAGGCUAUUAAGCUUCUGCAGCAAAGUGGAAUGAGAGUGCAACUUCAAUUGUGCCGAAAAGUUACGGGUCCUUUGGAAAGUUCCGAGACAAGUGUAAGAGAUUCCAGUCAUUCUACCUCCAGCCCAGGUUUAUCUAAUGAUAGUGCAGUUGAAUCAUGGGAUCAGAACACACCAAUCAGAACUAGUGCAAACUGUGGUAAUUCUGAGGUAAUAGAAUAUGCAGUACCAGACAAGAGUCGUAUACUAGAUAAGCAACCCUAUUCACCAACAGAUGAAGACAAACUGAUGGCUUGUAGCUUCAAUUCAGCCGCUCCAUACAGCAUCAAUGAUUUACCUUUGCCUAACUAUUCGCUAAAUAAUUCACUUAAGACUUUCCACUAUGAAAACACGUGCAUCAUUCCAGAGAAUACUUUGAAAAAUAAACAGAACAUUACCAGAGAGGAUGACGUCCAUCAAAUUGAAAUUCUCACAUCAACUAUGAAAGACUGUCAGCUCCACAAUAUGGAGAGGUCGUCAUGUAAGUGUGAGUAUGUCCAGAUGGGUCCAUAUGGAAUUGUAUCACCGAAGAGUAGAAGAGCAAACUGGGAAAACGAUUACCUUAACAGUGGGAUCUAUACAGUAACAACACCUCAGAAAUCGCCAUUGAAACCUAACACCCCUGGAACAAGUUUCCAAUUUUCAACUAGCCCCAUCUAUGAAAAUGAUGUUCCAGGUCUCUAUAGUAGUGAAACUUUAUCUCCUGCUCGAGGCUCGGUUCACCACGUGAUUUUGUACAAAGACGCUAUCUACGAUGAUUACGGAUUCUCGGUGUCGGAUGGAUUGUAUGAGCGCGGCGUGUAUAUAAAUCGGAUCAGAAAGGGCGGUCCGGCCGACAUUGUGGGAUUACUGAGGCCAUAUGACAGAAUUUUGCAGGUGAAUGGAACGCGAACGGUAGACUAUGAUUGCUGUCUGACUGUACCGUUAAUUGCUGCCGCCGGAGAUAGACUAGAAAUUGUUGUUCAACGGCUCGUUACUUCAAAGGACCUCAAGAAUCAGCGUUCGGACGACAGUUCCAGUCCCAGUGAUAGUAGUAUUGUGACAAAAACUAUUUAG
Messenger RNA from Parnassius mnemosyne (clouded apollo), 3216 nucleotides. NCBI's taxonomy places the organism in Eukaryota, Metazoa, Arthropoda, Insecta, Lepidoptera, Papilionidae. The record is from the annotation of a GenBank genome assembly.